Molecule: messenger RNA, 1032 nt
Organism: Paramisgurnus dabryanus
Lineage: Eukaryota; Metazoa; Chordata; Actinopteri; Cypriniformes; Cobitidae
Source: RefSeq, a predicted model, not a curated record
ACACGGGUAUUAAUAGGGAUUUUCUUUGUGUUGAGGACAUUCAAUAGCCUAUACAGAAGUCAACCAUAACAAAAUUUUCAAAAUAUCUCUAAUGCUUAAAUUCAAAAUGCACAAAGCUAGUGGAUAUUUGGUGAAAUGUGAACAUGUGUUGAUGAGUGUUAAUGUGUGAUGUUGAUUAUGCAGAUCUGUUGCAUGUGUUAAGCCGAUGUAAUGCACUGCAGGAUUACAGAGAGGUGCUGAAGUGUUUUAGAUAAGACCUCCACAUUGUCCCAAAGCUUUUCUGUUCAACAUGAAGACUUUCCUCGCUGCAUUGAUUCUGUUUGUCUCUGUGAUACACAGUGAGGGGUUGAAGUGUUUCACCUGUGUGGCUCAUAACCAGGAUGAGUGUGACAGACAGGGCUCAACUGUGUGUCCUGCUAAUGCAGAUGCCUGCUCCACCAUCACAGGGGCACACACUGUUCUGAAGUCAUGCUCUUAUAAGUCUUUCUGUGACAAGUCUCACAUGAGUAACGGUGAACUGAAGUGCUGCUUCAGUGAUGACUGUAAUGGACCCCAUCGCUCUCACAGUCACGGGGAAAACAACACUGCUGUGACCCUGAGCUCCAGUCCUGCUCUGCUCCUGGGCAUCCUGCUCUUUACAGUAGCUCUCAGAUCACUGUAAUUCAUCCUUUACUCUCUAUAGUCAUGUACAGAAUCAAUAAAUCCUCAUCUGAUGGAUUUAACAUUUUAAUGUAACUCAUAGAUAAGCUUUUAUCUAUAGGAUGGCCACAUAAUCCAUGUGCUACUUACAUUUAUUUAGAGGAUGAUUUCAUCAAAAGCAACCCUGCUGAAAAAGCAUAGACUGGCAUAAUUCCCAUGCUGGUUUAGCUGGUGGUCACCAGCAUACCAGCAUCAAAACACAAGAUAUGCUGGUCUUGCUGGUAUGCUGGAUUUCCAGCAGGCAAAAAUUUGCAAGACUUACGUAACUUACAUUUUGUCUGCUAUGGCUGAUCUAUAGUUUACUGUCGGUCAUGAGCAUCUGCAAACUAUUCA